AUGGUGAUAAGUCCCCACUGGCCCCCCUCCGCUUGCCCCCCUCCCCCUGCUAAGUGUUACUCCAGAAUUGUGUCCUGCAGGAUUACUGACCGCACAUGCAGAGUGAGCAUCUUCCGGCGCCUCAGAAAUCUUCGGGUCUUCUUCCUUCCCUCUGCAAUUUCCCUCAUUUUUUGCACAUGCGCGGUUGUCACAAACCGGAAGAUUUCUCUAACAGCGCUCACUUAAUCCUCAACUGUGCGAUUCUUCAAGGGGACCCCGGAGUGCGCUGUCACAACGUGUGGUUUGCUGUAAGUGUCUUCUUAGUGACAAACUGAGGGCAGUGGCACCCGGGUCACAACGUGGAUGGGACUGUGAACAGACCUGCGUAAGAUGCUUCUUCAAACCAACCUCUUAUGUGCUUGCCUUAUGCUGAUGGGGGGUCUAGGGGAAUCCGUGUUCCCAGAAGAGGCUGUGCCAAUUAGCAAGGCUGGAGUUGAAUACCUUCAGACAUACCCAGUGUUCUUAGGAAAAGGCCCCAGCAAGACAGCUGAGAGGAAAAGAGAUCGUCUUAACAUUCAAAAAAUAUUCAUGGUGAACAGAACACUGUAUAUCGGUGACAGGGAUGCUUUGUAUCAAAUCAUGUUGGAUUCUUACAACACAGAGCUGCAGUAUCAUAAGAAAUUAAUCUGGAAAUCAAAUCACCAAGACAUUAAUGUAUGUCGGAUGAAAGGAAAGCAGGAGGACGAGUGCAGGAACUUUGUGAAGGUUCUUCUUUUGAGAGACUACCAAACUUUGUUCAUUUGUGGAACCAAUGCUUUCAACCCAGUGUGUGCUGACUACAGUACUGACACUCUGGAGCAGGUUGGAGACACUAUUAGUGGAAUGGCACGAUGUCCAUAUGAUCCCAAACAUGCAAAUGUUGCUCUAUUUGCAGAUGGAAUGCUCUUCACUGCUACAGUAACAGAUUUCCUGGCUAUAGAUGCUGUUUUGUAUCGCAGCCUUGGCCCAAGUCUAGCUCUACGCAGUGUAAAACAUGACUCCAAAUGGUUCAAGGAUCCAUAUUUUAUUCAUGCAGUGGAAUGGAGAGAGCACGUGUAUUUCUUUUUCACGGAGGUUGCAAUGGAGUUCAACUACCUUGAGAAGGUAGUGGUAUCCCGUGUUGCACGUGUGUGUAAAAAUGACAUGGGAGGGUCACAGCGUGUUUUGGAAAAGCAAUUCUCUUCCUUCUUGAAGACUCGUUUAAACUGUUCUGUCCCUGGAGAUUCUCAUUUUUACUUCAAUGUCAUCCAAACAGUCAGCAAUAUCCUGAACAUUGGUGGAAGGCAUGUUGUUUUGGCACUUUUUUCCACUCCAACAAAUAGUAUUCCUGGAUCAGCUGUCUGCCUGUUUGACAUGGAACAAAUAGCAUCUGUUUUUUCUGGCCGAUUUAGGGAACAGCGCACUCCAGACUCUGUCUGGACUGCUGUCCCAGAAGAGCUGGUACCAAGGCCCCGCCCAGGAUGCUGUGUCGGAAACUCACAGCCUUAUAACUCCUCACGCAGUCUCCCUGAUGAAGUGCUGAACUUUGUAAAGUCUCAUCCACUAAUGGAAGAUUCUGUUCCAUCAGUUGGUGGCUUUCCAUGGAUUACAAGGACUAUGACACGGAAUCAACUGACUCACCUAGCUGUGGAUGCAUCCUCUGGAGUUCAUGGAAACCAGACUGUACUAUUUCUUGCCUCAGACUCCGGAACUGUCUUUAAGUAUCUACUGGUGCCAAAAAUGAGUGAAUCUGAGAAAGGCACCUCAGUAAAUAAAACUGUACUGUUGGAAGAACUGCAGACAUACCCUGCAAACAGAUGUGGUUGGGGUGAAGAGGACCAGAGAAUUAUUGGCUUAGAAGUGGAUAAAGGCUCUGGAUCCCUGCUUUUGGCCUAUAGCAGCUGUAUAGUUAAAGUGCCACUUGCCCGCUGCCAGAGACAUGAUGGGUGUAUCAGAAGCUGCCUGGGGACACGUGAUCCAUACUGUGCAUGGGACCCUGUAAACAAACUUUGCACAUUUACUCCACAAGGAAUCAGGGGCAGAUAUGAGCAAGACCUUAAUGGAUCAUGGACCUCUGAACUUGGGGACUGCGAGGGCCUGGUAACACAGAAUUUUGUUGAGCAGAGGGGAGAGGAGAUAUCUGUCAAUGUCCUGGUUGUCUCAUCUGUAGCAGCAUUUGUAGUAGGAGCCAUGCUUUCAGGGCUAGGAGUGUGCUGGGCAAGUUCACAGAGGAAUAAAAAGCUACAGUGCCGACACAGAGAGCUGGACACUAGUCUGAUGCAGGGAGGUUCUGUGCAGAGUGUGAGCCGAGAACUGGGCCAACCAGAACACGACCCUCUUCUUACUUCUUUGAUACAGCGUAAUUGGAACCCAGGACGUAGCAAGGAACAUACUGGUGGUAUUCCUCCAACCCCUGAGCAGACACCUCAACAGCACAAAAAAAGCAUUAGCACUCAUGAAUAUAUUUCUCACUCCUUGCAGGACCCAAAUAUCAUCCUAACACAACCAGAGACACCCCCACUCUUAACUAAACACAUGCUAUCAAAAGGAGAGCAUGGUCCACAAGACCAAUGUUAUUUGCAACCUCAUGAAGAAGAUUCCCUGUACUUGCCUCUGCAUGGAGGAGAUUGCUUAUAUUUACGCCAACAUGGAGAGGAACCCUGCUUUAUGACCCAGCACAGAGAUGACAUUCGCUUUAUUCCCCCAAGUGUAGAGGGGAAACGAUAUUUAUCCCAGCAUGGGGACAACCCUUGCUAUGUGCCUUCACAUGGAGAAGAAACACGAUAUUUGCCUCAACAUACUGAAGAGACACACUAUCAGCCCUCACAGGAGCAGGACAGCAAUUAUUUUUCCCUGGAUGUGCCCUCCAAAUCAUGGACAUCCAGUGAACGUAGACGAGUGGUGUCUGCCCCAACAUGUGAAAGGUUUUACCAGCCAACUUCUCAUGAUAAUCUUCUGCGACCACCGUAUCUGAAAAGAAACCUGACUUUUAAUAGCGGGGAGCGCUGGUCCCAUUCCCGUCAUAACUUCUACACAAGGCCAACAUAUACCCGCAAUGGGACUUCUAACUCUGAUUUGAGGCUAAAUUUGCAUUUUGGGAUGCCGAGGACCCCAACAGCACAGUGACACAAAACAUUUAUUUGAAGCAUACAGGCAAUCAUAUAUGAUAUCAUGGAUUCUUCCUCAUCCACAAUCAGUGUCGGACUGGGAUGCCAAGGGGCCCACCAGAAAACCUUAGACCGUGGGCCCACUUCCCAAACUAUUA
This is a messenger RNA of Xenopus laevis (African clawed frog), 3262 nucleotides long. It is a transcript of the gene sema6b.L, whose product is annotated as sema domain, transmembrane domain (TM), and cytoplasmic domain, (semaphorin) 6B L homeolog. Gene Ontology annotation, biological process: positive regulation of cell migration; semaphorin-plexin signaling pathway; neural crest cell migration. Gene Ontology annotation, cellular component: plasma membrane. NCBI's taxonomy places the organism in Eukaryota, Metazoa, Chordata, Amphibia, Anura, Pipidae. Gene Ontology annotation, molecular function: semaphorin receptor binding; chemorepellent activity. The transcript is spliced from 17 exons. Bases 370 to 3123 code for a protein of 917 amino acids. The record is from RefSeq and is a predicted model, not a curated record.